Messenger RNA from Polistes dominula (European paper wasp), 1902 nucleotides. Its product is annotated as putative protein phosphatase 2C T23F11.1. The record is from RefSeq and is a predicted model, not a curated record. Lineage: Eukaryota; Metazoa; Arthropoda; Insecta; Hymenoptera; Vespidae. Gene Ontology annotation, biological process: protein dephosphorylation. Gene Ontology annotation, molecular function: cation binding; protein serine/threonine phosphatase activity.
UAUCAAAAGUAUCAUGUCAUAUUUCUAAAUAUGAUCUAAAUAAACUAAUAGUGGUGAAUAAAAAAAAUACAAUGGGUAGAACUUUACUUCAACCAGUGACAACUAAAAAAUCAGAAUCUUGUCAAAAUUACAAUUACUAUGUGGGUAGUUCUUGUAUGCAAGGAUGGCGGAUUAAAAUGGAAGAUUGUCAUGUACAUAUCCUCUCUCUUCCAGAUGACCCAGACACAGCUUUUUUUGCAGUAUACGAUGGUCAUGGAGGUACAACGGUUGCUAAAAGUGCUGAAAAGUACCUUCAUGAACUCAUCGUCAAGCGAUGUGAGUAUAAGGCAGGAAAUAUUGUCCUGGGUAUACAAAACGGUUUCUUACAAUUAGAUAAUGAAAUGAAAAUCAAUUAUGUAUUUAAUGAAUUUUUAUCAGGAAGUACUGUUAUCGCACUGCUUAUCAAAGACAAUAUUUUAUAUUGUGCUAAUGCAGGCGAUAGCAGAGCAGUGGCAAGCAUUAACGGAAAGGUAAUUGCACUUAGUCAAGAUCAUAAACCUACAUUAGAAGACGAACGUAAAAGAAUUGAGAAUGCAGGUGGUUGCAUCAAAUUCAACCGUGUUAACGGUAGCCUUGCUUUAUCCCGUGCUCUUGGAGACUUCAAGUUUAAAAAUAACUGGUACUUGCCAGCAAAAGAUCAGAUGGUAACAGCUCUUCCUGAAGUUAAACAAUUUCUUUUAACGGAAGAGUGGGAAUUUGUUGUCUUAGCAUGUGAUGGAAUUUGGGAAGUAAUGACGAACGAGGAAGUAGUCAAUUUUAUAAAGUCUCGCUUAACGUCGUCAACAGUUGUAGAAAAUGAAAUGGAAGGUGUUAUGAAUCCUAAAGAAAUAUGCGAGGAAUUAAUUAAUUGCUGUCUUGCACCAGAUAUCUCAAGGGGUGCUGGAUGCGAUAAUAUGACAGUUAUAUUAGUGUGCUUUCUUCAUGGGAAAUCAUAUGCACAUCUUAUUUCACGCUGUCAAAAAUCUAGUACAAAUUCUUAGUCAUUUAUAGAUUGAUUUAUUGAUAUUUCUUCCUUUUCUUUAUAUUUCUCCCUGUAACAAACGUUAUUUUUUUAAACUAUCGUCACUAUCAUCGUUAUCAUAUGACACAAUUUCUUUAUAUGACAACAUAAGUGUAUAUUAAGGAAGUAUUGAUGUUACGAAAUGGGGAUGAAAAAACGAAAAGGUCGAAUGAUUAAGUAUUACAUUUGUUUUUCUUGUGAAAAACUUAUAGGCUACUAUUGUAGCUAUGCUAAUAGAUCUAAUUAAAUAACUGUGAACUUUACUAAUUGAUUUUAUAAGAAUAUUAUUUUUGAUUUUAUUAAAAUUAAUUGAAUGUCUUGAAAUUAUGCUUUCCGUUUGUAAACAUAUGAAUUUCAUUAUGUACACAAUUAUGGAUUCUUCAGGCCAUAACUUUGGAAAACAGGCAGGCCGUACAAUAGCUCAAUUAUAAGCUUAUAUAUACAAUCUAAAAAAUAGACAAAAAAAAUAUUUUAAUAUAAUUUGAAUAACAAUCACAAUAAAAGACUGUAAGAUUUUUAUAUUUAAAGUCCAUAAAAGUCUUGUAUAGUAGAUAGAAACUGCUGCAUUUGCAAGAGAAUUAAGUCUUCCUGCAAUUAUUUAUUUCUUAAUGUACACUUUUGCGUACAUCGUCGUUCAAAUCAAUUACACCAGCAUAUCCUCCGCGAAAACGAGCUGAUAAAGAAGCAGUAGAAGAAAUCAAUGAAAGAAUCUCCUGUGCCAAAAUAAUCAGCCAAUGAUAUACUGAAUGAACCUUCAAAGCGGUGAAAGUUACUUUUGCGUUCCCACUAUGAACAAGUAAAAAUUAUAAUAGAUAAAAUGUAAUAGAUUACUAUUUUUAAUAUAAUAAACGUUUAUAUUUUUA